GACGGAUCGCCAGCCGUCACGUCGGUUACGACUUACUUACCAGCUGUCAGGCAUCGAUUGCGAACGCUUUUCACUGUUGUCUCCGACUCGAGCAAGGGUGUCUCGCGUCCCGCAAGCGCGCACCGUCCCCCGGGGAGAGUUUUCGCGACACCGUCCCACGGCCGCGCCGCGCAAAUCUGGCCGGAAAUGGACAGUAACACCCGUCACAACACGCUGCCUCAAACGGGUGCUGAUACCGGCGGCGAGACGUCGAAUCAGAAUGAAGUUCCUACGGUUACUGUAGCGAUGCCGUUUAUGCAGGUCGACAUGCUCGGUCAUUCCGGAACGUCCACUGCUGCUGCACAGGCUCUGACAAACCGAAUGGUUGACGGGGAAGAUAUUCCACCUCCGAAACCAGACUUCUCCGCGCCACCCCCUUACGAAGUAGCCACCAAAUUACCCAGUUAUGAAGAGGUUCAGCGUGAGAAGACUCUGCAGGGCGAGCCACAGCCUCAGAUACACAUGCCAGGAAAUAUGAGACCGCCACAGCAGCCUCUUACAAUAUUGGCUAUAGACACCGAGGCUGCGGAAGGAGAUCCAGAGAGCGGGCUGCUCGGCACAGAUUUUAUGUUCUUCACGGCGUUUCUUGUCGCAUUCCUAUUCAACUGGAUCGGAUUUUUGUUACUGAUGUGUUUCUGUCACACUAUUGCCUCUCGUUACGGCGCGUUAGCCGGCUUCGGAUUGUCUCUAACAAAGUGGACGCUUAUUGUUAAACACUCCACCGAUCUUGCUUCGCGAGAGAACUCAUGGCUGUGGUGGUUGAUAAUGGCAUUCGGAGUUCUAAUUUGCGUACGUGCCAUCAUUCAAUAUUUAAACAUCAAACGUGGUUGGAGAUUACUGUCCGGGAGCGCACAGGAGCGUCUACUUUUUUUCUAUUAAAAAAAUCCAUUGAAUCUGCACCUUUUUUUCUUUAUACAACUUGGCUUUAGAGCAAACAGCAUUUCUAUGUGGGGUCGUAUUUGUAUAAUAUAUAAUCAACUUUCUUAAGGAAGAGCAUCAUGUAGAUCGUAAUAUAUAUCGUAUCUAUAUAGAACCAAAACAAGAAUGUUUUUAAUGAUUUGCCAAAUUUUCUGUGUGAAACUGAUACAGCGCAAAUGAAAAGAACAUUAAAGGGAACAUUAAUUGGUUCGUUAUUUGCGUACACACACACUCACACACAUAUGGAAGGCAUAUGCUAUUUUAUGUGAUGUUAUAUAUGAUAGGCUAUGGGGAAAAAGAAAUGUACAUUUUUAUUGCUCAAAAUAAUAUGAACAAUGCUUUAAGUCAAUGAUCUUAUUCUUUUUAAGUGUUGUUCGUUUGAAUGCAGAUUGCUGAAGAAUGUAAUCGCGUGGAGCACAUGUCAAAUUGCAACUUGUGCAAAAUUGACGAGUCAAAAUGAAUCGCAUGAAGAGACAAAAUAUAUAAUUCGUUAUUAUUUCCGAAUAAAUGAUAAACAAAAGUUUUCUGAUACUAUAUAAUACAUUUUAGCUUUAGAAAAGCUUCUAGAAACUGACUACUUACGAAGUAUGAUAAGUGUAUUAAUAUCUUGCUUGUUUAUAUAGUAUUAUAAUUUAUAUAAAUAUAUAUAUAUAUACAUAUAGAGAAUUCUAUCGACAAAGAAUUCUUAGAUAUAAAUAAAAAGUAAUAUUACAUAUAUGUAUUAAAAUUUAUUAUAUAAAGCAAUAUGCGAUUACAUGUUAUUCUGUGAGAAAUUUCAUUGUUAUAUUCAUUACAACGAUAAAACGAAAAGCUAGA
This is a messenger RNA of Vollenhovia emeryi, 1773 nucleotides long. It is a transcript of the gene Ndfip, whose product is annotated as NEDD4 family-interacting protein 1-like. Gene Ontology annotation, cellular component: Golgi apparatus; endoplasmic reticulum; perinuclear region of cytoplasm. Gene Ontology annotation, biological process: metal ion transport; vacuolar transport; ubiquitin-dependent protein catabolic process. NCBI's taxonomy places the organism in Eukaryota, Metazoa, Arthropoda, Insecta, Hymenoptera, Formicidae. The record is from RefSeq and is a predicted model, not a curated record. The transcript is spliced from 6 exons. Gene Ontology annotation, molecular function: WW domain binding. The coding region runs from base 187 to 918 and encodes 243 amino acids.